AUCUGGGCCAGGAGUGUAAUAUUGAAUCUUGAUUUGAUCUUUGAUUUUUUUUUUGUCCUUGUCCUUUUGCAUCUUGGAUCUUCAUCCAUCCUGACUUGCCUAACCCGACUUGUCCUGACCUGUCCCUGACUGCCAGCUGGAGCUUUGCGACAAAGCCAACGAUAGCAUCCAUCCACCUACCUUAGCUAGAAGCCUCGCUAGCGGCGCGCUACACCAUACCCUGACCCACCCCCAGUCCCCGCGGUUGGCUGGUUUCCUCAGAUUGGAUCCUAAACCCAAUUGAUUCUUGUUCCAAAGUCUAGACGGUCGACAAACUAUUAGGACGAAUUGAGCCGGCCGCACUCUGAUGCCUGAGCCGCCGGCUGAUUGCGAUUUGAUUUGACUUGACCUGACUUUUUCCAAAUCCCUUUUGAACCUACCAGAAUUAGACUAGAGCACCCUAAAUUCGCAGACGGAAAACCCAGGCAAGGGGAUUCUGAAAAGCGCGGACCCGAAAAAGGAAGCAAUUGAGACGCGGGGCCAGAGACGGGACAAAACAAUGAAGCAUGCCCUCGUCUGCUCCAACCAUAACAGCAGCAGCACCGCCGGGUCCAGCUCCAACGUCAGCUCCUCCGCCACUCCCGCGUGCUGUCCUUACGCCGCCGCCGAUAACUUCCAGCCCAAAGUUUAGCACAAGGGUGGGUGCAGGUUCAGGUUCAGGUUCUGGUUCUGGUUUUGAUGCAGCACAAUUUGGUACGGCGGACACAGGUGCAGACUUCAUCCCUGGGACGCAUGAGACUGCGAUUCGCACACCCGUCGCACCCAACGGAGUCAGUGCCAAAGCCAGUGCCCCUGCAAGUCAGCCCGCCACAACCACCACGCCAAACUUGAACCUUCAACAACGCCAUAUUGGUGCACCACCAACUACCCGCACUGCGCCUUAUUUCCACCCCCGAACCUCUUCCUUACUGCCCCCUCCAAACCCUAUAGUCCCGAAUCGCCAGCCAUUUCUUGCGAGCGACGUCUCGAAUGCAGCUCUGCCUUUGACCCACCAUCAGGAGCUGCAACAACAACCACAACCGAACACGACUAGGCCGCCUUACUAUCACCACCCACGCCCACGCCCACAUCCACCACCGCCACAGCAUCAACCACAACCACCAGUCCCACGACAAGGGCAGCAGCAGCAGCAGUUACAAGAACAAUACCGCCAAACCUGGAAUAACGACGAAGAGCUCUUCUUCCACGACAACUCCCGUUUAAACGACGUUGCUUUAGUCCCGACCGCCAAAGCCUACCUCAGCCCUCCGCCCGACGACGCUGACGACUUCGCGACGACCUUGCUGUCCCCGUCUCUACUGGUGUCGGACCUCCUCCACGCUCCCCAACUCCGCUCCAGUUCCGCUGCAGCCAUCGAUGACGAAACUCGCUUGAACCGCUGGUCCCUGUCGUCUUCUACAUCCACCCGCCGACAGAGUAUAGAUACUGUCGCGCUACACGCUCAAGUCAGCGCCCAGUACCAAUCUCUGGUCUCGGCCGCACGGCUGACCGGUUCACCUUCGAGAAAGCUUCAAAAGAAAACCAAACCCCCCACGUCUCCCGGGCUCAGCCGCGUUCGUCGCUCGUCGCCGACCCCGGUUUCCAUCCCGGUCCCGCCGCUCACCAGCCUUCCGCCCAUAGUCUCACUGCCGUCCCUCGAGGCAGAGGUGUCCACGCCACGAGCGUCGUCAGCUGCCGAUGCAUAUCCGCCCAGGCGUGACAGCCUGCUGAUUAAGCCUUAUGAAAAUUCCGAUCCGCGCUUUGCGUCGACCAUUGCCAAGAACAAUAACCACGCGGACGAACCCGCUUCGAAUGGGAGGAGGACCAGCGCCGUCGAGAUGAUGUAUGUUGAGAGGAAUGGGGGCGGUAUGCCACAGCAGCCGCAGCAGUCGCCGCCUCACCAAAAGGGUCACUCGAGGAGUCAUUCGCACACAAAUGGCAGCAGUGACACCUUGACAUCGCGCGGCAGCAAAGAUCGCUCGAGCAAACAGCCCUCACAAAAGGCCAUGCUCUCUCAAGCGUUGGAGAAGGCCAACGCAGCGGUGCAGCUCGAUAAUUCCAGGAACUUUGUUGCUGCGAGGUUGGCCUACUCGGAAGCCUGUGAUCUACUGCACCAGGUUCUCAUGAGGACGAACGGCGAGGACGAUAGGAAGAAACUCGAGGCCAUAAGUAAAACGUACACGACGCGUAUAGAAGAGCUGGACGAUAUCCUUCCCAAGGAAAAAGCCACGCCACCCCGACGACCAAGCCGGAGUCAGAACGAUGGUCUGUUUGGCGUCCCUAACGAUACAGAUGACGAAUCAGCCAUGAUGUCCACGGCAUCAUCGGGCUAUUCGAAAACUUCAUCCCAUCGAAGAGAGCCUAGCGGAUCUAGGCCAGCCAACAAUAUGCCUGCGAACCCCACAAAGUUCGGAUCCUUCUCUAGCAGCCAAUUCUCGCCCCAAUCGGCUUAUCAACCACCGCAAAGGCAGUUGUCAAAUGCCAGCGACGUAGGUCUCAUGCCGCCUCCAUUGUCUCCCCGUCGACCACCGUCACCCGGAAGGCAAGCAGGAAUGGCUACUCCCGACGCCCCGUUCAGAGCCGACUUUUCCAUGGCAGCCACUCGUCUUGCCCCGCCAUCGCAAUCGGAUGACAAUGGGUAUGCGAGAGGCCAUAACCGAGCGAACAGUCACGAGUCUGUAUCAUGGCUGGACCCGAUCGACGAGUCGGGAGGCUCCAACGCUCCGUCUUCAAAUCACUCCAGGUCAUCUUCGAUGGGUAUACGGAGAAGGCACCUCCGGACCCGUAGCGGGGGAACAGAGGCCGAGUUUGAUGCCGCCUUGGACGACGCUAUCGAGGCCGCAUAUGACGAUAGCUAUGAUGUUGUUGAUGAUAAGAAAUCCCGCGAUGAAGGAGAGGAUGUGGUAGCUCGUGCACUCAGGAGAGUUGAGCUAGCCAAGGAACGUGUCAGAGAAUCAGAGAGGGAAGCAUUACAACUUGCAAAUGAUAGGGAGAAGAGGCUACGAGAGCAGCUGCAGGCGGAGGACGAUGAAGAACCGAGCGAUUUUCUUGAUGCCAACGAUUCUGAUGAGGAGGAACGCAUCCUAGAGGAGAUGACGAAAGGAUAUGUCAUUGAGGACUUCUCAUUCGGUCCUGGGAGUAGAACGCGACCCAGCAUACCACGGGCGUCGGAUUCGAGCGAAGGCACGAGCCGGACAUGGCACACUUCUACGGGAUCGAAUCCCCAAACUGCAUCGACGACACUUACGACGGUGAGCGAGGGUGCUCGUCUGUCCAACGGCGACCGGCCAAAAACCUCACAAGCACCAUUGCCGCCGCCGACACAGGCGCUCCCCCAACUCCCUCUACAGAGGCCUGGUUCAUCAGGUAGCCGGCUGAGCGAGGUCAAGGCCAACGACAGCGUACGCAACCGCCGACUGUCGGGUCAGAAUCCGAAGCAACUCAAAAUAGAGACUUCAAGGAAUCCUGCUGUGACCGGGCCUAGCACCGGCGGGACAAUGUACAUUGCCGAGACGCCGCCCAUAGCACAAGCUCCGCCUCUCCCUAAGACGGCGGGUUACAUUGCGCAGCAAAGACAGGCUCUCAACGCGGGUGCUGCCAGGUAUAAGCAGACUCCCUCUCCAACGCCACCAGUGCCCCUUACUCAGGAGAACGACACGUCAAAACAGCCUGGCCUCAGGAAGAAUUAUUCAUCGAGCAGCUUGAAGAGUAUGAACCAGCGGGGCCGGAACUUGUCGGUAGCGGGAUUGGAAGAGACGGACAUGAGCCCCGGUACGCCACUCAGUAAUCAGUUUGGAUCUGCUGUACAACGACCUGCCGUGCCGAACCUACCGACGCCCAUCGCUGCUGCGUUCAAGGAUCGGAUAACUAGUGGAGGCACGGGAGGUCUGUACCUCUUCGAUGGGGCGAUCAACGACGGUCACAUCAGCCCCGCCGACUCUCCUACUUCAGCGGUGACUGCCGGAGGGAUACCAGACGCCCCAGUGCCCUUGGAGCCCUGCCCGAAAGGGACAAUGUUGCGGCCGUUCUGGCUGAUGCGUUGCCUGUUCCAGACGCUUGCACACCCGCGCGGCGGCUACUUGUCUAAUAAGCUUUUUGUGCCGCGCGAUGUGUGGAAGGUCAAGGGCGUCAAGCUAAAGAACGUCGAGGAUAAGAUCAGCAAUUGCGACCUGCUUACGGCUGCGCUUCAGAAGCUCGGGCGGGUUGAUACGUGCGAUGCGGACGCGAUGCUCGAGGAGAUGCAAAGCCUCGAGAGCAUAUUUGAGCAGGUUCAGGCCAACUUGACACGCCGCCUCGGCAACAGCGAGGUCGGUGUCCAGUCAAUGGCAGCACUAUUCCGUGACGGCGCCAAUGGCUCCGCUGCGGGUGCUGGUGGUAACCUCGACCCAGAGUCUGCAGGCUCCGUACCCCGUUCAGCCAGCGUCACGGGCAAGUCAAGUUUCUCGUGGCGUCGGUUGAGGUCCAAGAACUCGACACCAGGGCUCAACGCAGGGCCCGGUGGUUACAGGAAAGAAAGUCCGGCGACUAUGAUGAUGGAUUCAGCCUAUGGAAAUAAUGGUGGUGGCAGCGGAAUCAACGGCGUCUCCAGCCUGCCCAUGACAAGCCAACCGACCAGCCGACCCAGCAAGCGCGACCUCAGCGCCGUUCAGUUUACGGGUCCGAACGCAGGUUACAUGGCCAGCCUGGCGAAGCUCUUUGAUGCUGCGCAGGCUAUUGAUCAAAUCGCACGCCAAGUCGAAGACCCGGGCCUGAGGCAUGCGGACAAGACUCAAGUCGGGCUGGAACUUUGCACGCGUCACGCCGCCGAGUUCUUUGCUUUCUACAUCUGUCGCUUCGUUCUGACGGACCUGACCAUCCUGCUGGACAAAUUUGUCAAGCGUGGGAGCGAGUGGGUGUUGGUGUGAAGAAGUUCUGUUACUUGAAAAAAAACACCGUUUAUUCUUCAUCUCAUUCUUAUAUAUAUCUUGACUUUAUCGGUUUGGUUAUACAUGGAUAACCUGGCUUUUGCCUAGUUACCACAUUCUUCUCUAACCGACUCCCCCGUUAAUGUUCAUUGUUACUUAGUUGUCCCUUCCAUUCCUGUCCCUUGCUUUUUUUUUCUCUGGAUACUGGCGUUUGCUGGACCCAAGGUACUGACCUUUGGUAGGACUAGGUUUGGUGUUUAUGGGAUUUGUGCACCCUUCCUUUGAGAAGGGGAUGGUGGAUUUUAAAGCUUCGACCACCUCUUUAUGUGUUCAUAUAUAAAAAAGAUACCACAUUCGCUAGGCCUGGUCGGUUGCUGUUUUUUUUUCGUUGGGUGUUUUUAUGAGGGUUCUUUAUAUCUGGGCGGGUGAUGAAGACGAAACGAAAUCAGCGCGGAGCCGAGACUUUUGGAUAGUUUUCUUUUUCUUUUGUCUGGAAUAACUGACAGAUGUAUGUUUCCGAUGGGCUUGGGAUUUGACCAGUCACUCGUACACACACUGCUCUUUCGGCAUGCUCCAAAACGUCUUGAAUAGGUAUGAAAGCUAUUUGAACAA
Messenger RNA from Pyricularia oryzae 70-15, 5534 nucleotides. RefSeq lists its product as uncharacterized. The record is from RefSeq and is a predicted model, not a curated record. NCBI's taxonomy places the organism in Eukaryota, Fungi, Ascomycota, Sordariomycetes, Magnaporthales, Pyriculariaceae. The transcript is spliced from 3 exons. Bases 546 to 4922 code for a protein of 1458 amino acids.